This is a messenger RNA of Macrosteles quadrilineatus (aster leafhopper), 4046 nucleotides long. RefSeq names its product bifunctional 3'-5' exonuclease/ATP-dependent helicase WRN-like. The transcript has 18 exons. The record is from RefSeq and is a predicted model, not a curated record. Gene Ontology annotation, biological process: double-strand break repair via homologous recombination; telomere maintenance; DNA replication. NCBI's taxonomy places the organism in Eukaryota, Metazoa, Arthropoda, Insecta, Hemiptera, Cicadellidae. Gene Ontology annotation, molecular function: 3'-5' DNA helicase activity; four-way junction helicase activity; ATP binding. Gene Ontology annotation, cellular component: nucleus; nucleoplasm; cytoplasm. Bases 307 to 2886 code for a protein of 859 amino acids.
UUUAGUUAGAAAAGAAAACAGAAAAGCAAGACAAUAGUUAUAGUGAGAUUUUCAAUUUCAAAAAAUACGAACGAACAGUCUAAUAUUAAAGAGAUUUGGUUAGUUUUAUUGAUGCAGUGAUUUCACUAUAUUUGUGUCUAUGAAAUCUUCCCUGAGUUAAAUGUGAAUUCAAAGUCAAUUACUUACUGUGUGGUUGAUCAAGAAAAUAUGCAAACUUCAGUUAGAUAAUGUAAACAUUUGCAAAAAGAGGUCAUCAUGAAGUAAGACUAUUAAACUCAUGUACCCUACCAAAACAAAUAAUUGACAAUGGAUAUUAAUGAAGUCAAAAUACCUCCACCCAAGCCUGAACACCUGGAAGCACUGAAGAAAUACUUUGGCCAUUCUGAAUUUCGACCUACCCAAUGGGAAAUUAUUCAUUCCAUACUCGAGGAAAGACGAGACUGCUGUGCUAUAAUGGCUACAGGUUAUGGCAAGUCCUUGUGCUACCAGUAUCCUGCAGUGUUUUCAGGUGGCAUUGCCCUUGUUAUAUCUCCGCUUAUAUCACUCAUGCAAGAUCAAGUGCUCAAUCUUGAGGUGGCUGGUAUCCCAGCUGUGAUGAUGGGUGCUGCGCAGACAGCCAAGGUCUCAGCCAUAGAGAAUCUGCUUGCUGGGGAGUACAGGGUGGUUUAUGUCACACCUGAAUGGUGUCUUAAUGAUCACGGAGCCUCCAUCCUCCAAAAGUUGCUGAAGGCCCAUAACUUGACUCUGGUUGCCAUAGACGAGGCUCACUGUGUUAGUCAGUGGGGUUUUGACUUCCGUCCCAAGUACAGAAAUUUGGGUAAGCUGAAGGAAAUUUUGCCUGAUAUUCCAUUUUUGGCAGUAACGGCCACUGCCACACCUCAGGUCCGCAUGGAUAUAGUCUCCUCUCUGCGGCUCAGAAAUCACAGGAUGGUGGUGACAAGUUUUGAUAGGCCCAAUCUUUACUUCUCUGUCAAACUGAAAGCCAAUGACAAAGACAUUGUGAGCGACUUGGAGAGACUCAUGGUGAGGGAUGGACUCAUCAAGAAGUUCCCUGGUCCGACCAUCAUUUACUGCCCUACAAAGAAAACCACUGAGAAAGUCGCUGAAGCGCUCAGUAAUGCUGGGAUCAAAUGUGCAGUUUACCAUGCUGACUUGGGACAGAAACUUAGAAGGGAGGUUCACCAGCAGUUUGUCAAAGAUAUAGUUCCUGUUAUUGUGGCUACAGUGGCUUUUGGAAUGGGCAUCGAUAAACCAGAUGUUCGGACCAUCAUACACUACGGAGCCCCCAAGGAGCUGGAGGCCUACUACCAGGAGGUAGGCCGAGCUGGCAGAGACGGAUUGCCUGCCACCUGCCACGUCUUCUACUCUCCCACUGACUACGCCACUAACAAGUACUUCUUAUCAUCUUUAUAUGGAGCAUUUCGAGAACACCGUGAAAAGAUGUUUCGUCUACUGCAACAGUAUUUGGAGACAGACCAAUGCCGUCGUCGCACACUGAUAGAGUUCUUUGACAAGAAACAAGCCAAUAACCUGCCUCAAAACAAGCGUUGUUGUGACAACUGCUCUUCGAAUAAGAUUUUAAAACCAAACAAACCAGAGCUGGACUUGAGAGAAGAUGCAGUCAAACUACUGGGGGUAAUCCGAGUGUUAGACGGUAGAUUCGGGUUUGGUAUCCCAAUCAAGUUUUUGAUGGGCAAAAAGCAAGACCGAAUACCAAACAGUUACACACGUCAUCCACUUUACGGCAGUGGGAAGGACGACAAAGAAGAAUGGUGGAAAGCAAUAGGUAGACUGCUUGUCAAAGAGGGCUUGCUACAAGAAUCUGCUGUUUUUUCUAACACUGGUAAUAAAGGUAAAUGGAGAUUCCCUAUUUCCACCAUUGGAAUCACUGACUUGGGUGAAAAAUAUUUGCGAGUAGAUGGCAAAGAUGAAUUAAUCAAGCUGCAUCCAACACCUGAGAUCGUGAACAUGGGUGGACGGAAGCUAAGAUUGGCGGCUGCCAAAGCUGCCAAGGAGCGUCUGUCGGUGGUUCGGCAGAGAUCUCCUGUAAGGUCCUCCCCAGCUGUUGGUGGAGACCUAACAUCAGUGUCUGAGCUUACACAGACCAAUAGUAGCCCAGACCUCACAGUGUCACAAGAUGAAAUCAAUCUACAGAAUAAAAUAUAUAAUGAGCUGUUGAGGCUGCGAACUAGUCUGGCAUCAGAGAUGGAUGUCAUGCCUUACAUGGUCGCCAACAACAAAACUCUACUGGAGUUGGCAACACAGCGACCCGAGGAUAAGGAACAGUUGGAGAAAAUUGAAGGCUUCACAAAAAUCAAGAUAGAAAAGUUUGGUGAUGCUUUUAUUGACAAAAUGAAAGAACUUCUAUCACUGCAUAAAGAAAACAAACUCAUUCCGCCAGAAGUAAAAGAUGAGACUGAAGUAACACACAACGGGGAAAAUGAGGAAGUUGAUUUACAUGAAAAUAAGCAAAAAGACAAAGAAGAUGAAAGUGCAAAACAAGAUGAUCUUUGGGGAGAUGAGUACGACGACGACUGCUUAGCAAACAUUGAUCUCGGUGAAGCAGGCCCAGCUCAUGUCAACCUAGAAGGUCAGGCCGUCUCUGUUUAUAACUCCAACUCCAAUCAAGACCUUUGGGGGGAGGAUGAGUGGGACGUGGGUGAACUGGAACAAAGCCUCAGUAAAAUUGAAUCUGAAAGAAAAAGUUCGCCUUGGUCAUCCCAGAAAGCCAAGUCAAACAAAAAGAAAACAAUAGUGUAUGAGAGUGAUAGUGACGAUAGUUCUAGUAGUGCAACAACCGGACUCAAGCGGAAAGUCAGUCCUCAGACAGCACAGGCUGAGAAAAGUAAAGUGCGGAAAAAAAGAUUAAAACAAUUACUAACCUGAAAUGUUCUUGUUAAGGGACACUGAUGUUACUUUUGUUGUUAAGGUCUGUAAAUACUAGUGAUGGUCGAGCUAGAACCGGCGCCUGAUUGGAUCCAAAAAAAUCUGGAUCUUGUGCUGGAUCCGGUUUUGAUGGAUCCAAUUGUUUUUACUAACACAAGCCUUCUGUAUCCAUGUACAAGACUAUCUGUGUCCGUCUACAAGAAGACUUUCUGUGUCUGUGUACAAGAAAACUAUCUGUGUCUAUGUACAAGAAGACUCCUCUAAAUCUAAAAUAAGGCAACUUUAAAUCAGCAGCAAGUUUUAUUACAUCCAAACUACUUAAUGGUUUUUCUGGAAGUCUUUCAAUUAUUUCCUAUGAAUACAUUUUUUUACUUUUACUACCAGAUCCAAGGUCUCAAAUAGAGCCGAUUACCACUUUUAUUUUUCAUCUUGCAGGCACAUUUAGGAUUUUUUUCUUUUUCCCAACAGGGUUUUUCUUUGUUAUUUGUUUUUAAUUUUUGAAGUCUGUCCUUUUCCCCCACCAAAUUUUGCUUUAGUUUUCAUUAUGAUAGUAACUGCCCAGGCGGCAGCUCUCACCAAUACUAGAGUCUGAAGCUUUUACCCUUUCCCAAGCUAAUAAGCUGUCAGCCACUGAUCUAAUUUUACUAUCCUUCGAUCUUGAGUAUUCUAUAUCGUGGUUUUUGCAUGCAGCAUCCAAUUUAUUUAUGCCUGGAUUACCCCUUGCUUAUCUCUUACUUAAAUUCGUUCCAGGUCCACAGUACUGAUAGCUGGGUAUGUGAAGUUCUACAGGUAAAAUACCCUGUGUCUAUGUAAGAAGAUUAGUUGUGUCCAUACAGGGUGAAUAAAAAGUAAAGACUCCCCCAUCUAAUAUUUUUCUAAGUUAGAACAUAUUUAGGACACAGAUAGUCUUCUUGUAGACAGACAUAGGGUAUUUUACCUGUAGAACUUCACACACCCGGCUAUCAGUACUGUGGACAUGGAACAAAUUUAAGGAAGACAUUAGCAAGAGGUGGUCCAGGCAUAAAUAAAUUGGAUCCUGCAUGCAAAAACCACGAUAUAGCAUACUCAAGAUCGAACUAUAGUAAAAUAUACACAGAUACCCUUUUGGUGGUCGUGCAAACUUAUCACAAAGUUUCAUUUUAUGAUUUUGAAAAUAUUUA